This is a messenger RNA of Owenia fusiformis, 1590 nucleotides long. The record is from the annotation of a GenBank genome assembly. NCBI's taxonomy places the organism in Eukaryota, Metazoa, Annelida, Polychaeta, Sabellida, Oweniidae.
AUGGCAGCUUCACAACUUAGCUUGAAACCGUACCUAACUAAAUCUUCAAAGAGACCUAUUCACAACAUUGAGUUAACUGGACCUUUUCCUAGGACUAAGGACUAUGACACUUUAAAAGACUACAAAAUACCAACUUCUACCACUGAUGGAGCAGAACGUUUAACAGAAUUUGUGAAAUAUAUUGCAUCAAAAGUUAAUGUAAAGAACAGAUACACACCAGAGCAGCUGAAGGAACACACUGAAUAUGUUGAGAAGUUUGUGAAAGAUUUCUGUAUAGAUUUUGGAAAUCAUACUUGGGGUGCAUAUGAAUAUUUUUCCAACAAAGGAAAACCUAAUCCAACACUUGAAUCUAACAGUAUUAUCAGAAGAGGCAGUUCAUAUGAAGGGACUAAGAUAUUAUCACCAAGUGAGUACGACUACAUUCCAAUCUUUGCAUGGUCAGGUGAUGCAGCAGUCAAUGUGGAGGAGGUGGGGAAGAUGUGUAAUAAGGCAGGACAGGGAUAUGGUUUCAUCAAUAUAAAACAUGGUGAUCUGCACCAGUUGUUACCCUCUGAUAUACUUACAGAGGAGGAACCUGGCAUGAGUGGAUCAAACAGAUCAUCUCAGAUAUCAUCACCUCAUGGGACUAUUCCUCAGAGUCAACCUGGUUCAAGUAAACUGGAUACAUACUUUCUUAUAAUAUUGCAUAUUGCCAUUGAAUCCUACCUGAGUCACAGUGACAAGUAUGAGUUCAUUGGUGAGAAAGAUCAUCGAGAGGAUCCAGAGUCUCCAUACCCACUGGGAACCAUCAGUCUACAUAAGUACAGACAUGGAACCAGUGUAUGGUUACGUAUUGGUGGCCCCAUCUGUACAACAGACAUAGAUCUCUCUUUUGGAGUGGAGAAUAUGACUGAUACCCAAAGAAGGUGUGUUAUGGUGGGUGGGCCACCUGUGAGCUGUUACACGUGUAAUAAUAUUGAUACUCACUGGACUGAGUCACUUAUACAUGCAGGACUCCAGGAUGAUACAAAUACACACACAUUAUCAACAAAUCACCAUUAUUUAUUCCUGACAUUAAAAUAUAUCAAACAUUUGAUUGAAACAAAUCUCAAAAUAAAAACAUAUUCUUCUUCAUAUUCAUACAAAAUGCUACUUCUCCAACAUCAAACAGGUUGUCAGAAUGAGAAUGUUGGACAGUGCCUUGAGGACAUAGUGAACCAGUUCUACACACAUGAGAAACAAUGUAUUGAUGAGAUUGAAACCAAUACAUACAACAAUUAUGAUCACCUGGAGGAAGUACCAGACAUUAAUUACCCUAAGAGGAUGAUAGAACUUAAUAUUGACGAUGAUGAAUGUGCUGCCCUACUGUGGAUCAUGCAGCAUGUAAAACACACCACUGACACAUCCUGGUGGGACAUGUUGCUGCAGGAAGACCUCAAACCAGAUGAUAUCAAAGAGGGUGAUAUGCUUUAUUCCUUGCUGGACAUAGUACAACAGGAAUGGAAAUUCAGUUGCAAUAUGAAUCUUGAGAAAGGUUCAGUGCAUGAUAUACAAUGGCUGCAUGAGAACAACACCAAGACAGUAUAUAAAUGGAUUAAAGGCCCCAUGUAA